Molecule: messenger RNA, 434 nt
Organism: Paramecium sonneborni
Lineage: Eukaryota; Ciliophora; Oligohymenophorea; Peniculida; Parameciidae
Source: the annotation of a GenBank genome assembly
AGCUUUGAAAAUCUUCUCAAGAAUUUGGUAUGCUUUGUUUUGGUAUUUUUUAUUAUAGAUUAUAGAUUAGGGCUUUUGAUAACAUAAGCAUCUUGUCAUAAAUAUAAAUAAUUUAAUCAAAUCCAUAAGUCUUACAUAAAAUUGCGAUGACUUUUUGGACAGUUGGAAUAAUUACUAAUUUAGCUGAGUCUUUUAGAGAUCUUAUUAGAAAUUUAUAUUAACUUAAAAAAAUUUCAAAGUCGACAGACUCGAAAGAAAUACAUAGAAGAAUCAAUAUUAACUACUUGAAUAUCCUUAAAAAUUUAUGUGAUUUAUUAUUGGCUGGGACAGGAAGUGAAUUAUUUUUAAAGAUAUUUUUGUUCGAACCUAAUGGUGCUUUAGUUGGUUUGGGUGGAUUUAUUGCAGGAGCUAUAGCAGCAUAUCAAGCAUUUUGA